AUCUCGUACUUGUGUUAUCAGUAAACUUGCUCAGUUUGGGGACCAUGGCGAAGGAUCCAAAAGAUUUUUGGUUGGAAGGACUCGUACCAGCCGUUUUCACUCCCUUUGAUAAGAAUGGAGAACUUGAGUUAUCCAAAAUUGAGCCAUACUGUGAAUAUUUGUUGAAGAACAACAUUAAAGCUGUCUAUAUUAAUGGAACUACAGGAGAGGGGAAAUCUUUAACGAAACCCGAAAGGGAAAUUAUUCUUGAAAAAUGGAUUAAAGUUUCGAAAGGAAGAUUGAAAAUUGUUGCUCAUGUUGGUGUUCUGAACGUUCGAGAAAGCAAGGAACUGGCAAAGCAUGCUGAUGAAUCCGGGGCUGACGCCAUAGCAACACUUCCGCCAUUGUUUUUUAAACCUCAAAGUACAGACACUUUGAUAGAACAUUGCAAGGCUAUAGCGGAUGUGGCUCCACAUUUGCCGUUCUAUUACUACCACUUACCCAGUAUGACAGGAGUUGAGUUUAACAUGGAGGACUUUAUGAGUAAAGCCCAAGGAGUGAUACCAAAUUUAGUUGGAAUAAAGUUUUCUUCGAAAGAUUUGGUGGACAUGAUAGGCUGUGUGUUUAAAGGGAAGGUGAACGUUCUGUAUGGCUGUGACGAGCAACUUUUGGCUGGAUUAGUAACGGGAGCCCAUGGUGCCGUAGGCAGCACCCAUAACUUUAUGCCACUGGUGUUCCAAAGAAUGAUAGAGAAUGUUAAAAACGGGGAAUUACAAAAGGCCCGGGAAGAACAGAUGUGUGGCCAAAGGCUUUGUAGAAUCAUGUAUAAAUAUGGCGCUUUGUUAGGAGGAAAUGUAGCAGCACUGAAAUCGUUCAUGCCACUCGUAGGGCUUGAUUUGGGGCCACCACGCGAACCGAUGAGAGCCAUGACUGGAGACGAGAAGAAACAGUUUGAGAAAGAAGUGAAGAAUUUAGGUUUCUUCUCCUGGAGUGCUGCAGUUACUUCAUGAUCCAUAUUGUAUUAAUAAUACACACAAUUACAUUAACCUAAGCUCGGGGAUAAAGUAUUUAAAUUUGUUA
Messenger RNA from Ostrea edulis (European flat oyster), 1059 nucleotides. RefSeq names its product N-acetylneuraminate lyase B-like. NCBI's taxonomy places the organism in Eukaryota, Metazoa, Mollusca, Bivalvia, Ostreida, Ostreidae. Gene Ontology annotation, biological process: N-acetylneuraminate catabolic process. The record is from RefSeq and is a predicted model, not a curated record. Bases 45 to 989 code for a protein of 314 amino acids. The transcript has 10 exons. Gene Ontology annotation, molecular function: 4-hydroxy-tetrahydrodipicolinate synthase activity; N-acetylneuraminate lyase activity.